Molecule: messenger RNA, 888 nt
Organism: Aspergillus fijiensis CBS 313.89
Lineage: Eukaryota; Fungi; Ascomycota; Eurotiomycetes; Eurotiales; Aspergillaceae
Exons: 3
Coding region: 1-888 (295 amino acids)
Biological process (GO): fungal-type cell wall organization
Cellular component (GO): plasma membrane; cell cortex of cell tip
Source: RefSeq, a predicted model, not a curated record
AUGAGCUCCCUACGCUCUCUCCUGCCGGUCAUCGGCUCUUUCACCGCGUUUCUCUUGGGGAUUCUGUGUCUAUUCUCCGGGAGUCAACGCCAGUUCCUGCCGCAGGGCAAUCUUUUGACGCUGUACACCAGCGGCGCCGGCGGUGACGGGGCGCCAGACUUCUUCACCAUAUAUCCCAUGUCCUACUGCGUCGGGUACCAGGAAACCUGCGUGAUCGACGAGAAGUCGAACACCACGACCAUCCAGGACCGCAUCACCGAGUGCUCGGACCGCAGUGUCCUCUUCGAGUUCAACCCUGGCGACGCCAUCCAGCAAGCGCUGGGCAACCCUCCGACCGGUCUCCAGCCCGGCAGCUGGCCUUCCUGUAUCACCGAUGACUUCCACGCCUUGAAGCCCACGAACACUACGAUGGUGCUCUUCCUGAUUUUCGGAACGGUGGCUGCCAUUGUUGCCAUUGCCCUCCGUAUCUGGACGAUCGCGUCCGCCCGCGCCGCGCGACCGGAUUAUGCCUCCCAGCCUCCACGCUACCCCGGCACGGGGACCGAGCUGGAGACGCCCCCGACUAGUGUGGAGUUCUAUGCUUUCCUGACCAGCGUGUUCAGCUUCGGGAUUGCGGCGACCAUCGCAAGUGUCAUCGCCAAGGAGUUUGUGGAUUUGAUCAGUGAGACCGGCAGCGAAAAGGGGAUCUCGGCGGUCGGGGGCAAUACCUUCCAGGGAAUGAUCUGGACGGCCGUGGUGUUGCAGCUGUUGGGGACGUUGCACGAUUAUUUUGCGAUUGUGACGUACCGGAGGGCGCUCAGCGAGGAGUAUGGAUCGCCGUCGUCGCCGCAGGGCGAGCAGUGCUCGGAGCAAAAGCGGUUGGUGGUGGUGGAGGAGGAUGAUUGCUGA